GGAAGAGCACCCCGACUCUUAAUCACGUGACCUCUUUUUAGAAGAAAAAAAGAUACGGUUAAACAAUAAAGCUAAACACGUUGUUUAAAUUACUCAACGCUUGUAUUUUGGAAAUUUUGCAUUUGGAACCGUAUCAAUAUUUUGUAGUUUAAAGUCGUAUAUUUACAGUAAGUUGAGGAAAAUUGCUCGUCAGCGAACGUUGGCCGCUGAUUCGCAGCUGAUUUCAGACCAGGAAGUGAGAUGUGUCCAUCGCUCACUACUAGCUUGUUUUUAACCUUAUGCGAUGAAAGCGCUAAAUGAUAUAUAAAUUAUUGUAUAUUUGUGACAAUUUAGGAUUACGGUUACAAUCGGUUUUUUUUUCUUAUAUAUUAGCGCUGGUGCAAUUUGACUUGGACACGGUGAAGACUCCUAAUCGACCCCUUUUUUAACCAUCUGGGAGGAUCGUUGUUGGUCGAAGUAUCCGUUAGCAAAGUCGGUGUGAUGGCCGAAGCACACAGGUAUUGUGUGGUCGGAUUUCUACUCCUGUCACUGCUAUCUGGAUGCACGGCACGGAUACAUAAUCUUACCCUGGAGAAUGAAACGCGCUUUGUUGUGGAUCUCAACAACUUUGGUUUCUACGCCAAUGGGACUUUGAACGUGAACCUGUCUUCUCUGCGGAUGAAUGAAGGGAUUGUGAACUACACCAAGUAUCCAGUUGGAUUCAGCCUUUCCAGGUCUCGUGUUAAUGGAGUCUUGUCCUACACAGCAGAUGAAGCGGACACCUGUACACUCGAUUUGACCAAAUCACCCAAUGAUGAGCCACUCAUUCUUUUUCUUAUUGACAUCAGCAGCCUCAGCGUCAAAGUGAUGGCUAUGGGCGACCAGGACAAUGUGUUGACAGCAAAGCCGAAGGCUGAAACAAACACAGGAAAAAGAAAAACCACAGUGGCUUCUGCUACAGAGAAACACCCUGUCAGUAUGAAGUCAGCACAGCCUGAUAAGUCUAAAGAAAUCGUGGAGCAGACGAAAGAAGUUAAGGAUGAGGAAAAAGACUUUAUUCUGGACAAGCCAACCAAUUUCAGCUUAGCUCUGGUCAAAAUUAACAACUCCUACAACUUCAUGUUCACCGUUUUGGUUGGCAUGAAGGCCCAGGGCAUAUACAGCCUCAAGUUCCACUACUGUUAUAACAGGUUACCUGGGAUCCAGAUUCCUUACUCCUUCACGGUGGCUGUGACUGAGAAGAAUCCAGGAAGCUUCCUGUCUGCAGCAGAAAUCCCUUUGUCCCGCCUCUACCUGUACAUGGCUGGAGUCUUCCUCGUUGCUGCCAUAGUCUGGGUCCACAUCCUCAUGAAGCACAGGUACAGCGUCUUUAAGAUCCACUGGCUGAUGGCGGCUCUGGCUUUCACCAAGGUUAUAUCCUUAGUUUUCCACAGUAUCAACUAUCACUUCAUCAACACUGAGGGCCAUCCGAUUGAAGCCUGGGCUGUCAUGUACUAUAUAACUCACCUGCUGAAGGGCGCUCUCCUCUUCAUCACUCUGGCUCUGAUCGGCACGGGCUGGGCUUUUGUCAAAUACAUCCUCUCUGACAAGGAAAAGAAGAUAUUUAUGAUAGUCAUUCCUCUGCAGGUCCUGGCUAAUGUUGCUUACAUCAUCAUUGAGUCGACAGAGGAAGGCUCCAGCGAGUAUAAUCUCUGGAAGGAGAUCCUCUUCCUCGUUGACCUCAUCUGUUGCGGAGCCAUCCUUUUUCCCGUCGUCUGGUCCAUCCGUCACCUACAGGAGGCUUCCAGCACAGAUGGCAAAGCUGCCAUGAAUUUGGAGAAACUCAAGCUCUUCCGACAUUACUAUGUUAUGAUUGUGUGUUAUAUCUACUUCACAAGGAUCAUAGCCAUUCUGCUCAAAAUCACCAUGCCUUUCCAGUGGCAGUGGUGUUAUGAGUUUCUUGUGGAGGUUUCCACUUUGAUCUUUUUCGUGCUGACGGGUUACAAGUUCCGACCGGCGUCCAAUAACCCCUACUUGCAGCUUCCCCAGGACGAGGAGGACGUGGAGAUGGAUGAAGUGGUGACGGAGUCAGGCGCUCUGGAAGGAAUUUCGAAGGUCAAGAAGACAUCUAAUGGACGUGAGCGCCAGAAGGAACCCGAUGCCAUCUGAGCCAAGGGCUUCAACUUCCAGAAAGAGCAACUAACCCCCCCCCUCACAUCAGCGAAUGGAAAAGGGGGAAACAGAUGGACCAAGACUCCCCACUUUCGUUUAAGUUUUUCCUCUUGAAACUGAGUGGUUCCAGUGGUCAUGUCCACUGUCUGGCUAUGCAAAAAAACAAAAGAAAAAGGAAAAAAAAAAGGCCUAACCUGUGGGACUCCUCAUUUUCUCACGUUUCUCCACACAGAAGCUUAGAAGAUUCAGGAGGUUUCUGUCAACACGGACAUGUGGAGAUGCUGAGACCAGCUCUUUUUGGUCCCUGUUGUUUUCUUCUUCGUCUUUCUCCAAAGAUAAUUAUUUUAGAACAGAAAUUUGCUCUCGAGUGUGUUUAUAAACUAUUUAAAAACGGUACUUCUGCAAGCCUUCUUACCUUCUGUUGUGUGAAGCUAGAACAUUGCGCGUAUGUGAACGUGAGAACCUGCAGGGGUUCAGUUCAGCUUUUUGGAGACGAUGGCCCAAACUCAGGUAAAAGGCUCAUUCAGUCAAUUUCAAUAUAGGCCCUGUAUCCCACCAUUCAGGGGGCAGGGAGUUUUCAUUUCCCAUCACUCAUUGUACAACUUCCUGUUCACGCAGCACAUGUUUUGCUUUUCUUUUGACAGUUUAUUGCAAUGUCUGGAUGUUUGACGUAGUGUAUUUCAAUAUAUUGAUUUCCCACAUAACCCCAUGUUUGGCUGUGUUCCUGUCUGUGUUUGGGAGGGAAAUGCUCUUCCUCGUUUGGACCUUUGCUGUAAUUUAGUGCUUUGAGGACAGCUCCUCCACCUCAUUCAGAUCCUGGCCUAUCAGAGCGGUGGUCUUGCUUUGAGGACCGCCUUAAUCUGUUUGUUUUUUUUCCUUUAUUGGGCUUGUGUCGCCCUGGCAGAAGCAUCUUUGCAGCUCUUUAAACACUCUGUUUCAUCAUUUGCUCUUGAUGAUGUGAAGCUUUUCCCGAGGAAUUAUUGACUACUUCUCUGAGCAGCCAGGCUCAGUACAUGGCCGUGUGUAAAUAAGACUGUUAAUACAGAGAAUUUCUUCGUGUUUCAGAUGAUAUCGAAAGACCAGAUUUUUUUUAAUUUUUUUGGCUACAAGUUGAGUAAGUUAACAGUAAACCGUUAACUGGAGGCUCCUGAUGUUUAACCAGUCCUGUUCACAGAAGACAGAGCUGCAGUGUUUACACUUUGUGUCUUCAGGCUCUCAGUAUUGGAGCUAAAGAAACAGAUUUAUUUGAAAGUGGUGAACGAAGGUUAAUUUCUUUUGUUGCUUUUGCUCAUUGAAGGAGUCUAAUUGAUGUUUAUAUUAUUGUCACAAUAAACUGGAUUUCAGGAAA
Oryzias latipes (Japanese medaka) is the source of this 3478-nucleotide messenger RNA. RefSeq names its product G protein-coupled receptor 108 (gene gpr108). NCBI's taxonomy places the organism in Eukaryota, Metazoa, Chordata, Actinopteri, Beloniformes, Adrianichthyidae. The record is from RefSeq and is a predicted model, not a curated record. Gene Ontology annotation, cellular component: Golgi apparatus; membrane. Gene Ontology annotation, biological process: transport.